AUGCUUGGUGUAGUCGACGAAAAACGACAAGAACUGGAAGAGGAUAUCCAAUCACUUAAACUUAAAGUUUCGAUGUUGGAGGCUGAAAAGUACAAGAAAAUGAACACAUUGAAUAAGAAAGCACUUGAAGGGGAUCAACUCACGACAGAAGAGAAGGACAUGCUGAAGAAAGAGGUAGAUUUAGUAGAAACGCUUCGCAACGAAUUACAGAAAGAACCGAUUAAAGAGUCGCGCUCAAGAAGACUUGAACAAAAACGAGUUGACAGACACUCUCUCUCAUUAACCUUUCGAAGGAAGAAAGGAGUCAUUUCAUUCACUUCGAUGACAACGAAAACUGCUGGGGAGAGUGUUUCAAUAGGGGAAGCGAACUCCGGGAAAUCGGGUGCGCAAGAGAUCAAGGAAAUAUUGCAGAAAGCAAAGGAAGAGAACCUUUCAAAGGAAGAUUUGAUUGAUAAAGUGUCUGCGUGUAUCAAUAGGAUCUAUCAAGAGUUCCGCCCAUUCCAAUUAACAGCAUUAAAAAGUGUCGACGAAGACGUCAUUGUGCAACAAAAGUCGAACACGCGGUUUUCUGUCUAUAACCAAGUCCUCCCCCACUUCGAUGAAGUGACUGUGGACGAAGAAGUCAAUCGCCUUGGUGAGAAAAUGGUGUUGGGGUAUGACGAUUUGGUGAUGCGAGUGUGUGACUCUGUUGCUGUUGUAGCUUCUGUGUUAGUCGACACCGUCUCUUUUGCGUCGCUCGCUGUCGCGCGCCCUGAAAUUGAACAAUAUAUUACACAGUUCCAAACUGCCAUUGAAGCGUUGAAAGUGAAGAUCAUUGGAUUGAUGACUAUAGUUAAAGAGCUUAUAGAGACAUAUGUGAAGUGUUGUGAGUGUGUAGAUGACGACUUCAAGAAGUACUUAGAAAAUUACAAUUUUGGUGUAUCUGUGCUCCAAAAGAUCGACUUAGAGCCUGUUGUGAACAGUUUCAUAGUAGAAGCGGCGAAGGGUGAAGGACAACAACUUCGAGUAGGGUUUAUUGAAAAGGACUUCUACGAGAGUGGGGAGAGUCUCUCUUCUGUGGUGUCGCGACUGAUUAUGGUCAUUGGGAAUGUGGUGCGCAAUCGAAUUAGUAAAAUGGAGGACGUCACGAAGAAGAAGAAAAAGGAUAAAGCGGACGAGGAUAACCCUUUUGUAUUGCCGAGUAAAGACAUUGUGAAGCUGGAGUUCAAUGAAGUGACGUCAGUCUGUUAUUCGUUUUUAGAAUCGCUGAAAGUGUAUGUGGGGAAGGUCUACACUGCGCGUGAAGUCAGAAAUAUCAGUGAGAAUUCGACGACGCGAUUGAAGGAAGAGCCGUGCGACUUUUGGCAAGAAAUCCGGUCGAAAGAAGCGCCGAAGACGAAUGGAGACCCGCCCGAGACGAAACUUGCUGCGGGAUCAUUGAACCGAAUUAUUGAAACGCUCACAUCGCCCCUAUUUAAUGACACAUUAUAUAGAAGAGCGUUCAUGUUUUCAUUUCCUGUGUUUACAACAGCGAAGAAGGUGAUUGAUACCCUCUUUACACGAUUUAUGGUACCCCUUGGAGAUAAACCUUCUGAUGAAGAAAAGAAAACUGCGAUGGUCAUUAAGUCGCGAGUGAUUGUUGCGUUGAAGUAUUUCUGUGACGAUGCGCUUGAUGAAUGUAAUCAAUCCCUGCUGGAAUAUAUGAAAGACUUUUUGAACCGCCCGGAACACGGAGAAUCGUAUCAGAAAAGCUUGAAGAGUUUGACACAAACGAUUGACAAACGACUGUAUGAAAGAAAUCAAAUGAUAUCGAACUACUUCAUCCCACCCGUCGACUUGUUCUUUACGCAAGAUAUGUGCUCCCCGACACUCUUCUUCACACGAAUGGACGAUUAUGAAAUAGCAAAACAACUGACGAUGGUAGACUCUGCGAUUUAUAGAGCCGUCCGAUCGACUGAAUUAAUUGGUCUUUCAUUUGAUAAGAUGAAACAUAGAGCCCCGAAUGUAUGUAAAAUGUUGUCGCGAUUGGACGCGAUUUCACACUGGAUAGGAACAACAAUAUUGAUGUUCUACGACGUCGAUAUGCGAGCGAAGAUCUUGAACAAGUUUGUGAGUAUUGCGGACAAAUUGUAUCAGUUGCAAAAUUUCCAAUCACUUGCGGCGUUUUACUUUGGGUUUGAGUACCCGCCGGUCUCGCGACUUGGAGCGACAACAGCACUUCUGACUCCUCAAAGCACGAAAAUCAUUAAGACGAUCUCAGCACUGUUUUGCCCUGAUAAUCAGAACUAUAAGUUAUACCGUAAUUUAUUAAUAGAAGCGAAGGGAGCGACGGUCCCAUUUGUGGCAGUCAUAACGAAGGAUUUGACAUUCAAUUUGGAGGGGAACGAGAAGUUUGUCGACUCGCCACAAGGGAAACUGAUCAAGAUGGAAGUCCAGGAACGCUCGAUGAAGUACAUCGACGAGUUCUUGUCAUUCCAACAAUUCAACUACAACUUCCCAGUCGUUCAACCGAUAUAUAACUACUUGAAGAACGUCAUCUGUCAACCGGAGGAUCUCCUCUAUAAGACAUCAGUCACCGUCGAACCAAGAAAGUCGAAGUAA
Entamoeba invadens IP1 is the source of this 2580-nucleotide messenger RNA. RefSeq names its product ras guanine nucleotide exchange factor, slime mold, putative. NCBI's taxonomy places the organism in Eukaryota, Evosea, Mastigamoebida, Endamoebidae. Bases 1 to 2580 code for a protein of 859 amino acids. Gene Ontology annotation, biological process: Ras protein signal transduction; positive regulation of GTPase activity. Gene Ontology annotation, molecular function: guanyl-nucleotide exchange factor activity. The record is from RefSeq and is a predicted model, not a curated record. The transcript has a single exon. Gene Ontology annotation, cellular component: plasma membrane.